AUGAGUAACAAUUCCGAGAUUGAUCACUCUUCCCUCGUUGAUGAGGCAUCGGAAAUGAUGAAAGAAAAGGGUUAUCCAAAUCAUUUUCAAGCAGACUUUAUUAAACGCAUCGCAGAAGAAGUCAAAGGAUCUAACAAAGAAGAAUUCAAGUAUUACAAGCCAAAUUUCAUGCAAUUAAAAGGAAAUGAAGCUUUUAAGAUUGCUUUCAAAGUUGUGAGUGAUUUUCUUGAAGCUAAUCAAUGCAAAUUGACUCAAGAUGUCAUGGAACUCGAACAAAAUGGAAUUGUUCAGCCAGAAUACAAGGACUAUGAAAAUAGUCCUGAUGCAGAUGCAUAUUUGAGUGAACUUAUUCAAACAUAUGCAUAUGAUCCAGAUCCAAUUGAAGAGAGAGUUCAAUAUUUCUACGAAAAUGCUGGAAUUGAUCAAAUACUUGAAAACGAACAGAAUACAUCACAAGCGGAAGAAAAGCCAAAAUCCGUUAAUACACAACAAGAGCAGAAACCAAAGCAAGAUGAUAAAAAGUCUGGCUUUGAGCUCAACGUCAAAGUUGGCAAUGUUGGUGCCAAGCUUACUCUCGGAGGAAACAAAGAUAACCAGAAUGAAGUCAAAGUUGGAUUAACAAAUGACAAGCCACAACCAGCUAAGCCAGCACCAGCUCCAGCUAAGCCAGCCCCUGCUCCAGUUCAACCAGCAAAGAAUGAAGAAAAUGAUGAUAUGGAAGAUAUUGAAUUCGAGGAGGAAGAAGAGAAGCCAGUUGCUGCCAAAGCAGAGGAAUCUGGAAGCAGUGAUGUUAAUUUUGAAGUCGAUUUAGAUGAUGAAGAUGAAGAAGAGAAGCCAAAACCAGCACCAGCACCAGCCAAACCAGCUCCAAUUCAACCAGCACCUCAACAAGCAGAAAAAGACUUUGAUUUCGAAGUCGAUUUAGAUGAUGAAGAGGAAGAAGAAAAACCGAAACCAGCACCAGUCCAGGCUAAACUAGCUCCAGCACAAGUCAAACCAGCUCCAAUCCAGAAGCAAGAAGAGGAAGAAGAAGACGAUGAAUUUGACAUCGAUAUUGAAGAUGAUGAAGAUAAGGAAGAAAAGCCAAAGACAGCACCAGUCCAGGCCAAGCCAGCACCAGUUCAACAGAAGCAGGAUGAAGUUGACGAUGACGAAUUCGAGUUCAAUAUUGAAGAUGACGAGGAGGAAGAGGAGAAGCCAAAGCCAGCACCAGCUGCAGCAGCUCCAAAGUCAACACCAAUACAGCCAGCACAAAAGAAGGAAGAAAGUAAUGAAUUUGAUAUUGAUUUAAGUGAGGAUGAAGAAGAAAAGCCAGUUGCUGCACAACAGAAGCCAAAGCCUGCACAUCAAGUUGAAGAAAACAAUGGCUUUGACGUAGAUGUUGAUGAGGAUGACCAGCCACUUAAAACAAGCCACAAUAACUCUACGAAUGAAGAAGAAGAUGGAAAUGAGUUCGAUAUUGAUUUUGAAGAUGAUGAUGACGAUAAUAACGGAAUUGGAGGUGGUUUCAUGAUUACUCAGCAGAAGGCUCAAGCGCAUAACACAUCAGAAGUAGAAGAUAUGGACAUUCAAAUUGAUGAAGAUAAUGAUGCAAGAGGUUUAGAUUCACCAACAGGAAGAGAUGAUGACUUAUCUUACAGAUUCGAUGACGAUGAUGACGAAGAAGAAGACGAUGAUCCAUUCCAUUAA
Trichomonas vaginalis G3 is the source of this 1689-nucleotide messenger RNA. RefSeq lists its product as uncharacterized. The transcript has a single exon. Lineage: Eukaryota; Parabasalia; Trichomonadida; Trichomonadidae. The coding region runs from base 1 to 1689 and encodes 562 amino acids. The record is from RefSeq and is a predicted model, not a curated record.